Messenger RNA from Ictalurus punctatus (channel catfish), 3498 nucleotides. RefSeq names its product gamma-glutamyltransferase 5b (gene ggt5b). The transcript is spliced from 13 exons. The record is from RefSeq and is a predicted model, not a curated record. Gene Ontology annotation, cellular component: plasma membrane. Bases 65 to 1756 code for a protein of 563 amino acids. NCBI's taxonomy places the organism in Eukaryota, Metazoa, Chordata, Actinopteri, Siluriformes, Ictaluridae. Gene Ontology annotation, molecular function: leukotriene-C(4) hydrolase activity; glutathione gamma-glutamate hydrolase. Gene Ontology annotation, biological process: glutathione catabolic process; leukotriene D4 biosynthetic process; inflammatory response.
CCGCCACUUAAAACUCGCGCAUUUCUUCCUCUGCUGUACUUCUCACUGUUUGAGUGCGUGAGUGAUGUCGAUGUCGAAGUCGAAGCCGAGGCUCGCGUGUGUCGUGUGCUUGGCGCUCGUGUGCGCGGUGGCGCUCAUCAGCGUGUGCGCGCUGCUGCUCGUGCGGAUGCACCGGGGCUGCGAGGAGAACGGAAAGUUUUUGCACGCUGCAGUCGCCGCUGACUCUCUCACGUGCUCUGACAUCGGCAGGGAUAUUCUGUUAGAAGGCGGCUCGGCAGUAGACGCUGCUAUUUCUGCGCUGCUAUGUACAUCACUAAUUAAUCCUCAGAGCAUGGGAAUUGGAGGAGGCUCCAUCUUCACCAUCAUGAACAAAGACGGUGAUGUGAGCGUGAUCAACUCAAGAGAAACGGUCCCUAAAAGCUUCCCAGCAAACCUGCUGGACAAAUGUCCCACUUCCAUAACAUUAGGUCAAGUCGGUGCACAGUGGAUUGGUGUUCCAGGUGAGCUGCGUGGUUAUCAAUAUGCUCACUCCAGGUUUGGUAAACUGCCUUGGGCUCGACUGUUCCAGCCCAGCAUUAAACUGGCCAGAAAAGGCUUUCCUGUUCCCGAGUACUUCAGCAAUCUUCUCAAAUACCCAACCAUCACUAAACUGGUGCAGAGCACGUCAUUGUGUCAGUUAUUUUGCCGCGAGGAUAAAACCGUGAUCGGUCCAGGCGAUACACUACGGUACCCAAAACUUGCUGACACUCUGGAAAUGAUUGCGGAAAAGGGGCCCGACGCUUUUUAUACAGGCAAAAUCGCAGAAGACUUAAUCCAAGAUGUGAAGGCAGAAGGUGGAUCAUUGUCAUUAGAGGAUCUAAGCUCUUUUAAGGUGAGGGUCGAUGAAGCGUUAUCGGUUCCGCUGGGCGAUUUUACCAUGCAUUUCCCUCCUCCGCCAUUUGGAGGCACUCUACUCAGCUUCAUCCUCAAUGUCAUGCAGGGUUUUGGACUGUCUCCACCAUACGUGAAGGGUGAGGAGAGAAAACUGACACUUCAUAGAUACAUAGAAACACUAAAGUUCGCAAACGGACAGAAGAAGAAUAUCAGAGACCCGCUGCACAGCCAGUACAGAGCAGACCAUCUGAUGGAUUCAGGCUUUGCUGAUCACAUCAGGUCGAUGAUCAGCAGCAGUGGUACACACCCAAUUUCUUACUACAAUGUCACCCCCUCCACCGAUCGAUUUGGGACAACGCAUGUUUCCGUUCUAGCUAGUGAUGGCUCAGCAGUUUCUGUCACUAGCACCAUCAAUCACAUUUUUGGAUCAGGUAUCUAUUCUCCUAAAACGGGGAUCAUACUAAACAACGAGGUGGCGGAUUUCUGUGGAAGAGCUGAUUCUGUCUCUGCAGGUGAACAGCCACCAUCCUCCAUGUCACCGGUUAUUAUCCACUCAAAGCACAGAGAGAAAGUUUUAGUUAUCGGAGGAUCUGGAGGGAGUCAGAUUAUCACCGGCAUUGCCACGGCAAUAAUGAACAAACUGUGGCUUGGGAUGAACCUGGAAGAUGCCAUCCAUGACAAAGUGGUUUUUGUCAGCUCAGAUAAUUCAGUGUUGGUAGAGCGGGGGUUUAAUGAGUCGAUGAAGAAAGCCAUGCAGUCUUUCGGACAUGACGUAAAAGAUAACCAAUUUUCCUUCAACGUUGUGAAUGGCAUAAUGAAAGAGCACGGCUGCAUCACCGCUGUCUCUGACGCUAGGAAAAAAGGAGAAGCAUCAGGCUACUGAUCACCCUGGAGCAGAUUCAACUCACAUCUUAACUCAGAACUUUUUCAUUUGACUGUAGAGAAUCUAGAUUAUACCAUUUCCAUAUUAUACUGUGUGUGAGACCGUACAUCUCUGCCUAUUACUUAUUCCUUAUACUGGAGAUUUUUAUGUAAUGUAGCAGCCUAAUACAGGGAACUGAGUUUAUAUUUUACUGUAAAAUAACAUGACCAAUUUUUACAUGAAUUUUCUUGUGUAACACACAAGACUCAAAAGAGAUUUGGGGAUCCAUGAAUUGGACGAUGAUUAGUUGACAAUCUAGUACAAAGUCCAAAAAUCAAGGUUUUAAGGAGGGCAUUUAUCAAACACAAUGAGUAAAUCCUGGAGGCAAGGGUCAGAAGAGGAAAUGCAAUCACUACUGUUUCAGAUCGUACUCAAACUAAAAAUUGACGAGACUUCGCAAUGGUUCUUAGUUAGAGUUUGCUUUAUUCAUAUAUAUAUAUAUAUACUGUGUAAACUAAAAGUUCUUACCACGUAGUUCACCUUUGCUGGGAGGGAGGUAUAAUGUCCUGUACUCAUGUCACACUAAUACAGUAGGACAGUAACCCUAAACAAAAAUGACAUAUUUGCGCAUAGUAUCUCGAAUCACUGAGCUGCCAGUUGUUGCCAUAGGAACAACUGCCUAUUUUAUAACACAAAAUGAUCACUCUAAACUCCCUGUACUGUAGUGGUGUUCUCGUUCAAAAUAAAAACCACUAUGCCCUCUGAAGACCCCGCUCCUUCCGAUAUGAAAAGGCAAGCACAAAACGCAGGACUGUACCUUGGAGUUCCAGAGCUUCCUAAAGAAUAUUUCUCUUGGCACCAAACUCUGUUAAAUUUUAUAUUGAGUUUUAUACUUUAAAUAUAUUCAGGCAUCCUACAGGAAUUUUCUGGGAUGACCUUUAGGUGUGAGCCCCUAGAACUGUCACUACAAUGUCCACUAGCAUUUAAUGUUGGUUGGCAUUUAAUGUUUCAUCUUAAUACAUAGUUCAUAUUAAUAGUGCUCUACAGUACAUCUGACUGUGAGUUUCCCAUUCUUAAUACAUUACUACCCUAGACAUAUGUGAUCUGAAGCAGAGCUACUUCACAAAAAAUGAAGCUAAAUCAAGCAGCAGAUUCUGUUCUGUUCACCUGAAUAAACAUACAUUAUUGAUACAGGCCUGGAUAGAAAUGUAUCAGAGUAACAAUUACACUACAAAAAAAAAAAAAAAGCUAUGAAAAGCUCAAAACAAAGCAUCACACAGAGCAGCAAAUAAACCAAACUGAGCCAAAUUAGCAGACUGUGCCUCAAGUGAAUGGAAAUGUGACAUCAUUUAGACUACUUUUCAUGUAGCCUUAUACUUAUACUUGUAUUAAUACUAUAUUGUAUUAAUAUUAUGUUUUAAUACUGUUUUGUAUAAUUUUACAUAAUCGUGAUGUUAACUGUAUAGUUUUUGUACUGAUUUUUAAACUUCAUUACUGUAUUUUUUUUUUUUUUUUUUUUUUUUUUAAUAUACAUAUCAGGGUUUCUUUUGGGAUCUAGCAGGACAUAUAGCCAAAUGACAAAUGUUCAUUUUUGCAUUAGCCAAAAUGUUAGCUUUAAUUUUGUUUGUGUAUAGUAGCCAUGCAGUUAUUGUUGUUUGCUGUCCCAUGGAGUACAUCAGUGUUAACUUAGACUUAAAAUAGCACUGACAACCCCACAGGACCAUUAAAGGAAAUAAAAAAAAAAAAAAUUAAAAAAAAGGAAA